AUGGAUUAUGAUCAUAGAUGGGUGGUUCCACGAGAGGGUAGAGGUGGUGGCUUGGCUUUAUUUUGGAAGUCUUCAAUAAAUCUGUCAAUAGUGGGGUCGUGCAAAUAUUAUAUUGAUGCUAUCGUAGAUAGGGGUUCAGAAAAUGAAUGGAGGCUAACCGGAUUCUAUGGAAAGCCUGAAACAGCAAGAAGAUCAGAAGCAUGGGAAAAGCUCAGGUAUCUCAAUUCUCAAUCUGAAGUACCUUGGUUAUGCUUUGGGGAUUUUAAUGAGAUAAUUAGACAAGAUGAAAAGGUGGGAGGAGCUCUAAGACCCCAUAAUCAAAUGCAAUUGUUUAGAGAGGUGUUAGACGAAUGUGGGUUUAUGGAUUUGGGUUAUGUAGGACCUAAAUUCACUUGGGCUAGACAUUGUGACAAUGGUAACUCAAUAUGGGAGAGACUAGACCGGGGUUUGGCCACUAAUAAUUGGUUUUUAAAAUUUCCUGGUACAAGGGUUCACAAUUUAAGGUGUGAUUCUUCGGAUCACAACCCACUCCUCAUUGUGUUUUCGGGACUGGAUCCUCCUAAAAGGAAGAAAGUGUUUCGGUUUGAAGAAAUGUGGUUGUCAAAUCCGGGGUGUUCUGAUAUUGUUGAAGCCGUGUGGAAUAGGUGUGAUAAUGAAUCUUUGGAAGGGAUUGUAGGUAGAGUUGAAAAGUGUGGUAGGGAUUUGAGCUGGUGGGAGAAGAAUGUGUUUGGCAAUGUAAGAAGGGAGUUGGAAAAAUUGAAAAAACUUCUACCCAAGGCCGAGGAAGAGGCCAUUCUUAGGGGUGACAAUACUAGGGUUAGAGAACUAAAAAAAGAUAUUGAAGAAUGGCGUGAUAAGGAGGCUACAAUGUGGGCACAAAGAUCAAGAAUUUUAUGGGCAAGACAAGGGGAUAAAAAUUCAAGGUACUUUCAUAGUUAUGCUACGAAAAGAUACCGGAAAAAUUUGAUUGAAGGUAUGAGAGAUGAAGAAGGUUCAUGGAAGACCAACCCGGAAGACUUUACAGAAAUUCUUGUAAGCUACUACCAUUCACUAUUCAACUCCACGGGUCAUUUGGAUUCUUCACAGGUGUGGGAGUGUGUACCUAGGGUGAUUACUGAUGAGAUGAAUGCCCUAUUAUGCAAAAAAUUUGAAGUACAUGAAGUAGAAGUGGCUUUGAAUCAAAUGGCUUCCCUCAAAGCCCCUGGUCCAGACGGAAUGCCACCUCUUUUCUACCAACACUUUUGGGGAACAGUUAAUCAUGAUGUUACCGCCUCCAUCCUCAUGUGGCUAAACUCAGUUAAACUUGACAUGAGUAAGGCCUAUGAUAGGGUGGAAUGGCCUUUUUUGGAAGGUAUAAUGAGGAGGAUGGGGUUUAAUGAAGGAUGGAUAAAUCUGAUUAUGUUGUGUGUUAAAACUGUUACAUACUCGGUGUUGGUGAAUGGAGAACCUUGUGGAAUGAUUCACCCCACAAGGGGCAUUAGGCAAGGCGACCCCAUUUCCCCUUUCCUCUUUUUGCUAUGCACUGAAGGGUUGAACGGGUUGCUCAAAAAAGCAAAAGGGAAUGGGGAUAUUCAUGGUUUCUCCCUCUGUAGAAGAGGCCCAAAACUAACACAUUUGCUUUUUGCAGAUGAUAGUCUCCUUUUUUGCAGGGCAACAAUGGAGGAAUGUGGCAAAGUAUUGGAGAUUUUAAAUGCCUAUGAAGUUGCUUCUGGCCAAAAAAUAAAUAGAAGCAAGACAGCACUGUUUUUCAGCAAAGCAACCAACGGAGCUUUAAAGGAGCAAAUUAAAGAGGCGUGGGGUGUACCAGAAAUUAUGCAAUAUGAGAAGUACUUGGGUCUACCAUCUUUUGUGGGGAAAAGGAAAAAAGCUAGUUUCAAUUACAUUAAGGAGCGUGUGUGGAGAAAACUUCAAGGAUGGGAAGGGAAGUUACUUUCACAGGCUGGUAGGGAGGUAUUGAUAAAAUCCGUUAUCCAAGCCAUCCCCACAUACACCAUGGGAUGUUUCAAAAUUCCAAUCGGUCUAUGCAACGAAAUUGAGACCAUGAUUAAAAAAUUUUGGUGGGGACAACGAGGAGAUCGUAGGAAGAUACAUUGGGUCAAGUGGGAUGAGUUGACUAAAGCUAAAGGAGUGGGUGGCAUGGGCUUUAGAGACUUAGCAAAAUUCAAUGAUUCUUUACUAGCAAAGCAAGCUUGGAGGCUCUUGCAUAAUCAUAACUCCCUUUUCUACAAAGUGUUCAAGGCGCGGUUUUUUCCGAAUUCAACCAUUAUGGAGGCCAAGGAGUCAAGGAUGGGAUCUUAUGCUUGGAGGAGUAUACUUGUAGGGAGGGAUGUUAUCCAAAGGGGAGCUAGAUGGAGAGAUGAUGAGAUGCUACACGGUUUGUUCAAUACAGAGGAGGCAGAGCUAAUCAAGACCAUUCCUUUAAGCAGUGGAGUUUCAGAGGAUAUUCUAUAUUGGCCUCACUCAAGCAAUGGUCAUUAUAGCUGCAAGACCGGAUACAAAUUCUUAAAAACGGAAGAGGAGACGUCUGCUGAACCACAAGUAUCCAUAACUGAAGAGAAGAAGCUGUGGAACGUAAUCUGGUCACUGCGAGUUCCCCCCAAGGUGAAAACACUGCUAUGGCGUGCUUGCCGUGAAGCUAUGCCGACAAAGAAGGCACUAUUCCGUCGAACCAUCACAACGGACUCCCUAUGUGUCAGAUGUCAUGGCCAUAAUGAAGACUCACUGCACGCCAUGUGGUCCUGCCCAGAACUAGAUACGGUGUGGUCAGAUUUGGAGUUAUGGAAUUUCCGGUGUGCUGUCCAGUUCGUGACCUUUAAGGAGCUGCUGUCGUGGUUAAUUGCAAACAACCAUCAAACAGAGGUCUUUGCUGUAAUGGCUUGGACAAUCUGGAACCAGCGGAAUCGGGUUCGUCUCAACCAACUGGCGGACUCACUUCACCAAAUUCCUCAGAUUUCUAAGUCUUGGUUAGCUGAAUACCAUGCUCGGCAACUACCUGUGACUACUCCAGUGCAACAAAACCGCAGUACCAGAACUCAUUGGAGGCCACCACCAUCGGAGCUUUUCAAAAUAAAUUUCGAUGGCGCUGUCUUCACACAUGAAAAGAAGUCUGGCAUUGGAGUUGUUAUAAGAGAUCACCAGGGCUCUGUUAUUGCUUCAUGCUCAAAACCGGUACACCAGGAGCUAGGCAGUGAGGAUGUUGAGGCAACGGCUGCGGCAUGGGCUCUGUUUUUUGCUUUGGAAGUGGGGGUGAAAAGAGUAGUAUUAGAGGGUGACUCUUUGUCUGUUAUCAAGGGGUUAAUGGGGGAAGAAAGGCUGCUAACACCAAUGGGAUUGCUCAUUGAGGAGGCCAAACAAUUAUCUCAACAUUUUGAAGAAUUACAUUACUCUCAUGUUAAGAGGGAUUGUAACGUUUUAGCUCAUAAUCUGGCUAGACAUGCCGCUGGCAUUCCAGAUUUGUUAGUUUGGAUGGAGGAUAUUCCUUCACAUUUUCAUGAUGUAUUUCAAGCCGAUUUAUUAGGCUUAUCUGAAUAA
This is a messenger RNA of Quercus lobata, 3531 nucleotides long. RefSeq lists its product as uncharacterized. The coding region runs from base 1 to 3531 and encodes 1176 amino acids. The transcript is spliced from 3 exons. The record is from RefSeq and is a predicted model, not a curated record. Gene Ontology annotation, molecular function: RNA-DNA hybrid ribonuclease activity; nucleic acid binding. NCBI's taxonomy places the organism in Eukaryota, Viridiplantae, Streptophyta, Magnoliopsida, Fagales, Fagaceae.